CCCCCCGGCCCGGGCUUCAGUUUCCCCAGCCUUCCUGUGGCCCUGGGCCCGCUCGCCCGGCAUUUGCCAAGCACUUACGAGGGGCCGGAUCUUGGGGGAACCAGACCGACAGACGCAGCCGGCAGGCGCGGCAGGGACACGUGAGCAAACACAGUCGUCACGCGGUGGGAAGUGCCACGCGCAGUGGGGUCCCUGGGGGAAGGGGACAGAAGCCGAGAGCAUCAGGGAGACUGAGUUCCUGGCCUGGGCAGAUGUGAUUGGGAAGCCUGCUCUCCUUUCCCAUGGAGCGAGGGUGAGGACCUUAGCAGUUUCACGUCUGUACGUCCAGUGUGAGGCAAACCACUGCAUGGUGAUGACCUGUGGAGCACCUCCUCUCUGGGAGUAGCAGUUGGAGACCAGGGCAAGGUCCACCUGGUCCACUUGAGCUCCUAAAGACCUGCAGUAGAACGGGGGACCUGUGACCUCUGCAUCCAGCUGGCCAUGGAACAGUUUGGCUCUGGCCACCAGCCCCUUAGGUGAGGACUCCAUCUGGGGUCCACAAUAUGGAAGUCAAGAAGACUCUUCCAGCCAGGGAAACUGCCCUUUGAAAACCAUGCCCCAGCUCUGCUGGUCCUUGACGCCAACCAUCUUCAAGAGAGGCUCCUGUCCCUGUUGGCCCACAGAUGGGGAGGUGGGCCCUCGAUGUGGCCUUUGUGUGGAAGGCAGUGCUGACGCUGGGCCUGGUCCUUCUGUACUACUGCUUCUCCAUAGGCAUCACCUUCUACAACAAAUGGCUGACCAAGAGCUUCCACUUUCCGCUCUUCAUGACAAUGCUGCACCUGGCUGUGAUCUUCCUCUUCUCCGCCCUCUCCAGGGCACUGGUUCAGUGCUCCAGCCACAGGGCCCGGGUGGUGCUCAGCUGGACUGACUACCUCAGAAGAGUGGCCCCCACAGCACUGGCGACAGCACUUGAUGUGGGCCUGUCCAACUGGAGCUUCCUCUACAUCACCGUGUCACUGUACACGAUGACCAAAUCCUCCGCCGUGCUCUUUAUCCUUAUCUUCUCUCUGAUCUUCAAGCUGGAGGAGCUGCGUGCAGCCCUGGUCCUGGUGGUCCUCCUCAUCGCUGGGGGCCUCUUCAUGUUUACCUAUAAGUCCACGCAGUUCAACGUGGAGGGCUUUGCCUUGGUGCUGGGGGCUUCGUUCAUCGGUGGCAUCCGCUGGACCCUUACACAAAUGCUUCUGCAGAAAGCCGACCUGGGCCUCCAGAAUCCCAUUGACACCAUGUUCCACCUGCAGCCACUCAUGUUCCUGGGGCUCUUCCCUCUUUUUGCCAUUUUUGAAGGUCUCCAUUUGUCCACCUCUGAGAAGAUCUUCCGCUUCAAGGACAUGGGACUGCUCCUGCGGGUCCUUGGGAGCCUCCUCCUUGGCGGGAUUCUGGCCUUUGGUUUGGGCUUCUCCGAGUUCCUCCUGGUCUCCAGAACGUCCAGUCUCACUCUCUCCAUCGCUGGCAUCUUUAAGGAAGUCUGCACCCUGCUGUUGGCAGCUCACCUGCUGGGUGACCAGAUCAGCCUCUUAAACUGGCUGGGCUUUGCCCUCUGCCUCUCUGGCAUCUCCCUGCACGUGGCCCUCAAGGCCCUGCAUUCCAGAGGUGAUGGUGGCCCUAAGUCCCUGAAGGGUCCAGGCUCCAGCGCUGACCUGGAGCUGCUGCUGCUCCGGAGCAGCCAGCAGGAGGAAGAAGAUGAUGAGUAUUUUGUGACCCAGGGGCAACAGUGACCAGCCCCGGAGCCAUGGAAGCAGGCCACUCUGCAGUCAGCGCUGCUGGCGGGGACUGGGGUCCAGCUGGUUCCUGAAGGUGUCUGCAAUAGUGGCCUCGGAGUCACCCUGGCAGGAGGGGUACUUGUUAGGGCCUCGGAGACCCUUCCCUCUGGAGCUUGGUCCUGGCUCACCCAGGACCCAAGCUGUCAGUGAAGGGAGCCUGGGGCCUCAUCUCCACAGUUGUCCUGGCUCCGGGAGCCAGGGUGAACUUCAGAGGUGUGGUAGUUUCUCAGGUUUAGACUGCGGGACAGCUGGAAAGGAAUCCUAAAGAGGCUGGGCCUCAUCACCUGGACAGCAGCUUCCUCAGAAGGUAGAUUAUUUAUAGUUGAAAUAAUGAUUUCCUUCUCCGCUGCCCAGUGUUGCCUGAGGCAUGAGAGCAAGGAGAGCCCAGGGGCCUGGCCUCUCCUGCUUUCCCUGCCUGGGGCCUUGUCCUCUGCUCUGCCUUCUGUAGCUCAUGCUCCUGUUUGUGUCCCAGAUCCCACCCUUGGGCCACACCACGGACCUAUCACAGGAAAUAAAUGAGUUUUUCUCAGUA
Messenger RNA from Meriones unguiculatus (Mongolian gerbil), 2331 nucleotides. RefSeq names its product solute carrier family 35 member C2 (gene Slc35h1). The record is from RefSeq and is a predicted model, not a curated record. The coding region runs from base 663 to 1754 and encodes 363 amino acids. The transcript is spliced from 12 exons. Gene Ontology annotation, biological process: UDP-glucose transmembrane transport. Gene Ontology annotation, cellular component: Golgi apparatus; endoplasmic reticulum-Golgi intermediate compartment; cis-Golgi network. Gene Ontology annotation, molecular function: antiporter activity. Lineage: Eukaryota; Metazoa; Chordata; Mammalia; Rodentia; Muridae.